UGUCGGGCCACUCCCCUGUCAGGCCUUCAUGGGAGCGCGCCUCCGUGUCGACCGCGCGCAGACACGCUUUACUCUCAACAGGCACGAAAUUCCACAGAGGAAGUCCGAGAUUGUGUGAGGGGCGAGAAAUCAGGAAGCAAUCCCGGCGAGUUGCCUCAACGUGGAUGAGAAAAGCCUGAACGGAAAGAGCGGACGUCAGGAGUAUGGACUAGCGUCGCCCCGGGACAGUCCGCAGAUGGAGGCGGUGAGAAGUUUGCUCUUGCUCGGGGCCGUGCUGCUCCGAGGGUCGGGCUCGCUGGCCAGGGAAGUGUGCCUUGGCACGGACAUGAAGCUGGCCCUGCCCUCUAGCUUGGAAAACCACUACGAGACCUUGAGGCUUCUUUACACCGGCUGCCAGGUCGUCCACGGCAACCUGGAGAUCACGCACCUUCACGGAAACCCGGACCUCUCCUUCCUACAGGGGAUUGUGGAGGUGCAAGGCUAUGUGCUCGUGGCUCACGUCUCAGUGAGUUUAGUGCCUCUGGACAACCUCCGGAUUAUCCGAGGCAGCCAGCUGUACAAUUCCAGCUAUGCCCUGGUGGUGCAGGACAACACUCGGGAUGCCCGGGGCGGACUCCGGACGCUUCGUCUUCGGAGCCUAACAGAGAUCCUUUUGGGCGGGGUCUAUAUUUGGGGAAACCCGCAGCUUUGCUUCCCGGAUCCCCAGAACAUCGUGUGGAGGGACACCUUGGAUGAGCAGAACGUCCACGCCGGGCCACACCGACUGCAGCCCCGAGCGUCCGACUGUCCCAGUUGCUCAGCGGCGUGCCGGAACAGCUGUUGGGGAGAAACUGCGCAGGAUUGCCAAACCCUGACGCGCAUCAGCUGCGCGUCAGGCUGCCAGCGCUGCAAAGGCCCUCUGCCCAACGACUGCUGUCACAUGCAGUGCGCCGCCGGAUGCACGGGACCCAAAGACUCCGACUGUCUGGCGUGCCGCCACUUCAACGACAGCGGCGUGUGUAAGGACAACUGCCCGCCGCCCACCAUCUACGACCCGGUCACCUUUCAGACCAAGCCCAACCCGGACAAAAAGUUCAACUUUGGGGCCACCUGCGUCAAGACGUGUCCAUAUAAUUAUCUGGCUAUGGAUGUCGCCUGCACGCUAAUUUGCCCCAAAGCCAACCAGGAGGUCAUCAUCUCCAAUCCCGACGGCGACGAGACGCAAAAAUGUGAAAAGUGUGAAGGGGAUUGUCCGAAAGUGUGUUAUGGCCUGGGGAUGGACAACCUUGGCGUCAUGGACAACCACGCCGUCGCCAUGGUAACCUCCUCUAACGUGGAACAAUUCAGUGCUUGUAAGAAGAUUUUUGGGAGUCUGGCCUUUCUCCCUCAGAGCUUCAUUGUGGACCCCGCGACCAACACAUCUGGCCUGACUCUCGAGCAACUGAGGGCCUUCAAGAACCUGGAGGAGAUUACGGGUUAUUUGUACAUCGAUGCCUGGCCAGAAGACUGGAGCGACCUGUCGGUGUUUGAGAACCUGCAGGUGAUCCGAGGCAGGAUGCUCUACAAGGGAGUGUUUUCCUUGGCCGUUCAGAACCUUGGCAUCCGUUCCCUCGGACUGCGUUCGCUCCACAGCAUCAGCGGCGGUUUGAUCCUGUUGCACAACAACUCCCAGCUAUGCUACACCGAUUCGUUGCCCUGGAGCGGCCUCCUCCAUCCCACCCAAGGGCCCCACUACAUCGUCAACCACAACCAAGAGCCCCGAGUCUGCGAGGCGCAGCGGCACGUUUGUCACCCGCUGUGCGAGGGCGGCUGUUGGGGGCCGGGGCCCGGCCAGUGCGUGUCCUGCAAGACUUUCCGGCGCGGCACCGAAUGCGUUGAGCGGUGUGACCUCCACCAGGGCCCCGUACGUGAAUACACCGAUGGAUUCUUGUGCGUGGCCUGUCACGCGGAGUGUCGCCCCCUCAAUGGCUCCGUCACCUGCCACGGCCGGGGUGCCGACCAGUGCGCCGAGUGCCAGAACUUCCAGGAUGGCGAGUCGUGCGUGGAGCACUGCCCCAGCGGAGUCAAGGAGGACCAGCAGACGGUGUGGAAGUACAGCAACGCCACCGGGCACUGUCUGCCGUGCAACACCAACUGCACCCUGUCCUGCACUCAAAUGGAUGAGAGAGGCUGUCCGAUCCAUCCCAAGACAGGACCGGGCACGACGAUCGCGGCCGCCGUGGGUGGCGUGGUGCUCUUCUUCAUCCUCUUCGCUCUGCUCGUCUUCUACCUGAGGAGACAAAAGAAGCUGAAAAAGAAGGAGACCUUGAGGAGGAUCCUGCAGGAACACGAGUUGGUGGAACCGUUGACGCCCAGCGGGGCCUCGCCCAACCAGGCUCAGAUGCGCAUCCUCAAGGAAACGGAGUUGAAAAAGCUGCGGGUGCUUGGCGCCGGAGCUUUUGGGACCGUUUACAAGGGCGUGUGGACUCCCGACGGAGAAAACGUGAAGAUACCGGUGGCCAUCAAGGUUUUACGGGAGAACACCUCGCCGAAAGCCAAUAAAGAGAUCCUCGACGAAGCCUACGUGAUGGCAGGGGUGGCCAGUCCUUACGUGUGUCGCCUGCUGGGGAUUUGUUUGACCUCCACGGUGCAGCUGGUCACUCAGCUCAUGCCGUACGGCUGCCUCCUCGACUACGUCCGGGAGAACAAGGAUUGCAUCGGCUCCCAGUUCCUCCUCAACUGGUGUGUCCAGAUCGCCAAGGGGAUGAACUACCUGGAGGAGGUGCGCCUCGUGCACAGAGAUUUGGCGGCCCGCAACGUCCUGGUGAAAAACCCCAACCACGUGAAGAUCACAGACUUCGGCUUGGCGCGCUUGCUCGACAUCGACGAGACCGAAUAUCACGCCGAUGGCGGGAAGGUUCCGAUUAAAUGGAUGGCACUCGAGUCCAUCCUCCACAGGAAGUUCACACAUCAAAGUGACGUUUGGAGCUAUGGAGUGACAGUGUGGGAGCUGAUGACGUUCGGCGCCAAACCCUACGACAUGAUCCCGGCCAGAGACAUCCCCGAUGUGCUGGAAGGCGGCGAGCGCCUCCCGCAGCCCCUCAUUUGCACCAUCGACGUCUACAUGAUCAUGGUCAAAUGUUGGAUGAUCGACCCGGACAGCCGCCCCAGAUUUAAAGAUCUGGUGAAUGAUUUUUCCACCAUGGCCAGGGACCCACCUCGCUAUGUCGUCAUUCAGAACGACGAGCAGAUGAGCAUGUCCAGCCCGGUGGACAGCCAGUUCUUCCGGAUGCUUCUGGAGGAGGACGGCAACAAUAUGAGGGAGCUGCUGGAUGCCGAGAAGUAUCUGGUGCCUCAACCCAACCUCUAUCCCAGGGCUCAGGGAGACGGGGCCGAGUCCAACGGGCCGUCCAGGCAUCAGUCAUACCGGAGCAGAGAGCAGGGCCUCGACGCGGAGCCCCCCGUGGCUGCGGCGGCCCCUCGCAGCUCGUACUCCUCCCUGAGCACCCUGGGGCGCAGUCAGUACCCCACCCUACCAGCGGGAGCCGGCGCCUCCAACGGUACGUGGACCCCCCACUACCCGACGCUGGCCCGCAGCCCCUCCGCCGGCGGCCGGUCCGACUCGGUCUUCCUGGACGCGGCCCCGGAUGACGCCGCGCUGCCCCCGGCCAGCCCCGGGCGCUACUGCAAGGACCCCACCUACGGGAGUCAGGGCGAGCUGGAGACGGACGGGCCCAACGGAUUCCUUCAUCCUCCUCCUCAUCUUCAUCACUCGCUGCCCAGGAGAAGUCACGUCUAUCAUCACAACCACGUCGUCUUGCCAGAGUACGUCAAUCAGGACGUCCACGAGCCCAGGCCGGAGCGACCCAACACCCUCCCUCGGAAAAUCUCCAAAGUGGACAGGCGCCUCCCAAACGGCUUGACGUCGGGCCACAGCGUGGAGAGCCCCAGGUACUUGGUCGCCUCCACCUCUCCCGCCUUUGACAACCCCUACUACCUGGACCUGGUGGCCAAAGCAAGAGCCGUCGCCGGGGCGACGACGGCGGCGGCGGACGGCCCCGCGGAACCGGAGCGGGACGUUCCCAGACAAAUCAACGGCUUUGUCACUCCCACGGCGGAGAAUCCGGAAUACCUUGGACUGGCGGACACCUGGAGCGGGUAUACAUGAACCUGGAGGAGGCUUUGCCAGGUGGCAGCUUGCGACGGAAGUCGGUGACAAUAUUUAUGGCGCUGGGGCGUGCACCGAGAUUGCGCAAGCCAGCGUCGAACCAAAUUAGAAGGUCAUGACGCAGCGUGACUCAUCGCAUUCAUCCGGUGUUCCCGGGGACGUUUAUGUUCCUCUUAGCUGUCCGACCUUUCUGGAAAACAAGUUUACUCAGCUGUGAAUAAUUCACCGUCCAGGAACAACUGAGGACUUUUUCAUCCAAUCUCACUGGACUGGACGAUUGAAUGAUUUUUUUUUUUUUUUCUCCAGGGUGUUUUUUUCCGGAUCAAAUCGAGCCAGACGUGGCAAGGUUGUGAUCAGACUUGGUCUCCUGCAAUUUCUCUUUCUGAUCGGCAAUACCGCAAUUGCGGAACGUGGCAAUUUUCAGUUUUUAAAGCCUGAAAUUACACGUCACCAAAUAUGAUAUGCAGGAAAAAUUAGGUUUUGUUUUGUUUUGUUUUUUUUUCUUCAUCGCGAAAACGGUUGACUUUCCACCCGCCACGCACUGAGGACGACGAUUAGUAUUCUGCUAACCGUAUUCAAAAAGCUGGCGGGGGGUUUUUUUUUUCCAUGCGCUCAAAGAGAUUUUGUGGCGCUCAGAGGGGUCCCUGUGCUGCCCAUCUGGCCGGGCUUGCCGCUCGCCCGAAAGAAAGAGGCGCUGUUUGUUGAAGACGGAGGCGUUGUGCCACACUGGCGUGUGUCUGCAGCUUCUUUGUCAUACUACCAAUGACUUAAAAAAAAAAAAAAGUGAACUCUUCAGGGAUUUUGCUACACUGCAAAAAUUUGCAUAUUCUCAAUGCACUGCUAAUUUGCCUCCCGUGCUUGUACUUUAAAGCAUCCCCCCCCCUCCCCCCACCCCCAACUUUUGCUGAGCCACGGCACAUAUUUUAAAUUCGAAUCUGACAGCACUCAAGUUCUUAUUUAGUGCGGGAUGAGGAACUCACUGGAUGCCGUUUUAGGGCCGCUGGUGACUAUAUUGCGAAGAAUUAACACACACGCUCAUGCGUUAAAUGUAGCUGCAGGCUGAAGUCGUUCUUUGGUGCCUGUUGACACCGAAGCUGCACGCAUUCCCGCCGCUCGCUCGGCGUUCUCGGGGCAGGGCUCAAAUUCCUCCCGGCGCACAAUGGCAUCCCAGUUAAUAAUCCACUGCCCUUCUGCCCUCGUGGCGAGAGGGAGGUCAAAGGCACUCAAUGGACACAUUGUCCCACCUCCGCGUCCAUCUUGAGGAGGCAACCGUGUCCUCAAGUUUGAUUUUUCACGCUCAUUUAGAUCCAAAUCCGCUCAAAUACAUUGCCGCGACAUCAUGUACACCAUCGAAGAAAAUCUCUGAAACUGGCUGCCCAAAAAUUUAGCUUAGUCAAAUGCGUACAUUCUGGUACGGCGUUUUAAAAUUGAGCCAUUUUCUACAAUCAGGUUGCCGUAUUAUAAUGCCCGGCAGACGUUGUUUUUAAUCCAUUGUAAACUUCUAACUUGAAACGUUUUAAAAGAUAAACCUCUGUGAAAUCAGCUUUUUUUUUUUUCUACAGUCGUUUUAAAAAAAUCAUGUGUGCGUAUGGACGCACACAGUGAACCGGUUCUGUAUAAUUCCUCUAACAAAAGGCAGCCUCUCACUUAAGCUCUUUUUAAAUGUAGUUUUGGCUUGAAAACACUUUGCAUUAUUAUACUAACGCUAUUUUCGAGUGUUUUCCUUUAUGUCUUGAAAAACGAUGGCCCAAAUUCAAAAAUCUAGCUAAUUUCAAACAAGGAAAAAUAUGUACAUAAUUCUUCAAAUAGAAUUAACUUCGUGUAGAGGUUGCCCCAAAUGUAAAUUCUGUAUGUGUUAUUGUGAUAUAUAUUUUUGUGAUCAGUCGACUGUGGAGAAAAUCUAUAAGCGCACACAAUACUUAGUGAAGAAAAGAAUCAGUUGUACAUGGAUUUGUUUGCAUAUUGUGUGUGUUUAAGGAAUAAAAAAAACAAUGUGGACUU
Hippocampus comes (tiger tail seahorse) is the source of this 6127-nucleotide messenger RNA. RefSeq names its product erb-b2 receptor tyrosine kinase 2 (gene erbb2). The transcript has 26 exons. NCBI's taxonomy places the organism in Eukaryota, Metazoa, Chordata, Actinopteri, Syngnathiformes, Syngnathidae. The record is from RefSeq and is a predicted model, not a curated record. Gene Ontology annotation, molecular function: transmembrane receptor protein tyrosine kinase activity; ATP binding. Gene Ontology annotation, biological process: positive regulation of cell population proliferation; positive regulation of kinase activity; cell surface receptor protein tyrosine kinase signaling pathway. Gene Ontology annotation, cellular component: basal plasma membrane; signaling receptor complex; plasma membrane. Bases 236 to 4126 code for a protein of 1296 amino acids.